Odobenus rosmarus divergens (Pacific walrus) is the source of this 2642-nucleotide messenger RNA. RefSeq names its product cyclin E2 (gene CCNE2). Gene Ontology annotation, biological process: regulation of cyclin-dependent protein serine/threonine kinase activity; G1/S transition of mitotic cell cycle. The record is from RefSeq and is a predicted model, not a curated record. The transcript has 12 exons. Gene Ontology annotation, molecular function: cyclin-dependent protein serine/threonine kinase regulator activity. Gene Ontology annotation, cellular component: nucleus; cyclin E1-CDK2 complex; cyclin E2-CDK2 complex. NCBI's taxonomy places the organism in Eukaryota, Metazoa, Chordata, Mammalia, Carnivora, Odobenidae. The coding region runs from base 53 to 1267 and encodes 404 amino acids.
GAGCGGUAGCGGGUCUAGCGAGAUUUCACAUUCACACACCUGAAAGAAGAGAAUGUCAAGACGCAGUAGCCGUUUACAAGCUAAGCAACAGCCCCAGCCCAGCCAGACGGAUUCCCCCCAAGAAGCCCAGAUAAUUCAGGCCAAGAAGAGAAAAACAGCUCAGGAUGUCAAAAAAAGGAAAGAGGACGUCACCAAGAAACAUCAAUAUGAGAUCAGGAAUUGUUGGCCACCUGUAUUAUCUGGGGGGAUCAGUCCUUGUAUUAUCAUUGAAACACCCCACAAAGAAAUGGGAACAAGUGACUUCUCCAGAUUUACAAAUUACAGAUUUAAAAAUCUUUUUAUUAAUCCUUCACCUUUGCCUGAUUUAAGUUGGGGAUGUUCAAAGGAUGUUUGGCUAAACAUGCUAAAAAAAGAGACCAGAUACGUUCAUGACAAACAUUUUGAAGUUCUGCAUUCUGACUUGGAACCACAAAUGAGGUCAAUACUUCUAGACUGGCUUUUAGAGGUAUGUGAAGUAUACACACUUCAUAGAGAAACAUUUUACCUUGCGCAAGACUUUUUUGAUAGAUUUAUGUUGACACAAAAGGAUAUAAAUAAAAAUAUGCUUCAACUCAUUGGAAUUACCUCAUUAUUCAUCGCUUCCAAACUUGAGGAAAUAUAUGCUCCUAAGCUCCAAGAAUUUGCUUAUGUCACUGAUGGUGCCUGCAGUGAAGAGGAUAUUUUAAGAAUGGAACUUAUUAUAUUAAAGGCUUUAAAAUGGGAACUCUGUCCUGUAACAGUCAUCUCCUGGCUAAAUCUCUUCCUUCAAGUUGAUGCUCUUAAAGAUACUCCUAAAGUUCUUCUACCUCAGUAUUCUCAGGAAAAGUUCAUUCAAAUAGCUCAGCUUUUAGAUCUGUGUAUUCUAGCCAUCGAUUCAUUAGAGUUCCAGUACAGAAUAUUGGCUGCCGCUGCCUUGUGCCAUUUUACCUCUAUUGAAGUGGUUAAGAAAGCCUCAGGUUUGGAAUGGGACAGCAUUUCUGAAUGUGUAGACUGGAUGGUGCCUUUUGUCAGCGUAGUAAAAAGUACUAGUCCUGUGAAGCUGAAAAUUUUUAAGAAGAUUUCUAUGGAAGACAGACACAAUAUCCAGACACAUACAAAUUAUCUGGCUAUGCUGGAUGAAGUGAAUUACGUAAACACCUUCAGAAAGGAGGGACAGCUGUCACCAGUGUGUAGUGGAGGAAUUAUGACACCACCGAAGAGCACUGAGAAACCACCAGGAAAACACUGAGGAAGUUAACUAAGCAAACAAGCUGGAGCUGACUGAGUAUUGGGUAGAAUUUCACAGAACUGAACUACUAAAGUUUUCAGAAAAGUAGUGCUAUGACUGUCCUAGCCAAUUCAGAAGUUUCACUGCCAUUCUUUGAAUUUAAAAAAACUACUUAAAAUUGGCAUUAAGGAAGAAAUUCCUAGGUUAGCUGUUUGUUUAAACAGCAGGAUUGUUUACAAAGACGACUUCAUUCCCAAAGUGACUGGAUAGAAGCCAGCCACAAUUUGUGCCGUAACAAUUUUUUUUGAUCCAGUGUUACUAUGUUUAUCUUGAUAAACUGAGAAUUUUAUCAUUGGCGUUUUAGACUAGGUAAGUACUACCUUAAAGGGGACAUUGAGUAAUACAAUACUUUGAAUCUAGUUUAUAGAUUCUCAAAAUUCAUAUUCUUGACUAGUGCAAUUUGGUUUUUGAAAAUAAAAUUUAAACUUGUUUACAAAAGGUUUAGUUUUUAUAAUAAGGUGACUAAUUUAUCUAUAGCUGCCGUAGCAAGCUAUUAUAAAACUUGAAUUUUUAUAAAUGAACUUUAAUCUGUUUUUUAACUGAUACAUUUGCCUUGCCAUGGCAUUUUUUUAACCAGUAAGGCUUAGAUGAACAAAAAGGGGGAAUACCAAAGAAAUUUUAAACAAGAUAAAUGUUGUAGCUCCUACUUUGGGCCUUGACACAAAGGUUGCUUUAUAAUAACUUUUCGUACAUCACAAUUUAAGUGAAGAAGUACCCUUUCAACCUAUUUAUAUGAGAAAGUCACUUUAUUAACUCCCAAGAUAUCCCUAAGGACUUUUUCUUAAUUUAGUGUGACUAAGACUAUUUAUGUUUGCAAAACUAUUAAGGUCCUUUUUUAAUUCCUACAUUAUGAGUUAAGGACAGUGUCAAAAGUGAUAAAGCUUAACACUUGACCUAAACUUCUAUUUUCAUAAGGCAGAAAAGUAGUAAAUGUAUACUGACUCCUAGAUUAUUUAUUAAAAACAAAUAAAAAAAAAAAAAACCUGACAUAAGAACUUGCUGUAUAUAGACUAGCUACUUCUACAUAUUUUAAAAAAAGAACAAAACAAAAUUUCAGCCUCAAGAGUGGGCCUAAUUGAAAAUAAAUUAUACUAAGUUGCUAGUUUAUUCUGUUACUGGACAUGUGAAUCUCUUCCUUUGAAGAAAUUAUAAAUUUAAGCUAUGGUUAUGGUAUGAAGUCUUCUGUAUAGUUGUUUUUCAACUGUUUCAGUAUUGUCUGAAAAGAAAACACCACUAAAUGUGUACAUAUGUAUUAUAUAAUCUAAUACUGUUUAUUUUUAGCCCAUUGUUUAAAAAAUAAAAGUUAAAAAAUUUUAACUAACUGCUUAAAAGUAAA